Molecule: messenger RNA, 1022 nt
Organism: Glycine soja
Lineage: Eukaryota; Viridiplantae; Streptophyta; Magnoliopsida; Fabales; Fabaceae
Exons: 2
Coding region: 84-728 (214 amino acids)
Source: RefSeq, a predicted model, not a curated record
ACGAAGCAGGUCAAUUCGAACAUCAAAUCUACAGAAUUUGAUGGUUCCAUGGAUAUAUAAAUGUGCUCCUAUCUGACAAAUUGAUGAUAAUUAAUUUCCACAUGGGUGUGUUCUACCAUGAAGAGCCACCAAACCAUCCCAAGAGAUGCAAAUACCUUGUGGCAACUUUUAUUAAGGAAGUUUUCUCCAGUUGCCAGAGUUUUGCAGCACGGCUUUCAACUUCAAGUUUUGAGGAUGAGUACCCAGUGAGCGAUUUUGACGAGGAACAAGAAUUGUUUAUCUCAGCAGUGAUAAGCCGAACCAUGGAGAAACAGAAGCACAAGCCAAAUGUGUUGAGACACAACUUUUCUUGGGUAUACUCUCCAGCAACGAAAGAACUUUAUUUCACUACUCAGGCAGUGGCACCACAAGAAAAGGUGGAGAGUGAUCAAGAAAGUGAUGAAGGAGAAGAGUUUCUGUCAGUUAAAAGUUAUUUCUCACGCUGUUCAAGUUCGCCAAGUGGGGGGGAAGCAUUCUAUUCUGUGAAGACAAACCUUUCACGAUGUUCAAGCUUGAACGAACUUGACUUGUCCAAAUAUAGGAGGCCCUCAGUGAUUCAGGAGUUUUGUCAUUGCGAGGGAUGGCCUUUUGGUCUUUGCCGCAGAGCUGUGUUGCUUCCACCACUGCCCAAGUCACCUUCUGAGUCAUGGUUGUCGCUUAAAAUGCAACCAACUUCUAACAAACCAUGAAUAUAUUUGUUCACCUCUUAUGCUACUUUAUAAGAUUAUCUCAAGUAAAAAUAGGUUAAACAACUUUAUAAAAGAUAUGAUUGGACCAUCUUGAAUUAAAGUAUAUGAUUAAUUACACUAAUUAUCUUUUAUGAGGUUAUUUAACCAUUUUUUACUUGAGAUAAGUUAGUACUUUUAUUUUAUCUUUGUUUUCAGGAACUGUAACUGCCACACAGAGUAAUCAAUAUUGAAAGGCGGAAGCACAAUGGUUUUUACUUUUUAUAGGAUUUUUUAUAGAUGAUGGUUUUUUUUUCA